CUGAUCAGCUCUAGCGCCGCACUUCACUAGCUCUGCCCUGCUUGCUCACUCUCCCACGGCAAGCUAGCACCAUCGACCACAUCUGUUUCUCAUCGGAGGAGAGAAGCUCUGCGAGAGAGGAAGUUGGUUGAGAUGGGUUCGGAGACGUUCGUGGAGAUCCUGCUGGCCAUCUUGCUGCCGCCGGUCGGCGUCUUCCUCCGCUACGGCAUCGGCGUGGAGUUCUGGAUCUGCCUGCUGCUCACGCUGCUGGGCUACAUCCCCGGCAUCAUCUACGCCAUCUUCGUCCUCGUCGCAUAGCUUGUUCACCAAUUAAUCAGAUCGGACUCUUGGAGAUAGCUAGAUAGAUAGAUCCAGAGGCAUCUCUGUUCCAGUUGCUCUAUCUGUUCAUGGAUGAGAUGGCUGGCGCAUCGGUGUAAGCAGGACCUCUGCUCCAUGAAUAACCACCAUGCAUGCCGGUUCAGUUACUAGACCAGCUACUACUGUUUUUGUACUCUUGUGCUGAGCGCUAUGUACUGCCGUUCUGUGCGUAUGGUUGUGCGCAUCACUUCUCCAAAUUAAUCUGUAUGCACGUAGUAUGUACCUUGCAUUUGUGUUUUGUGCUA
This is a messenger RNA of Aegilops tauschii subsp. strangulata, 602 nucleotides long. RefSeq names its product low temperature-induced protein lt101.2. The record is from RefSeq and is a predicted model, not a curated record. NCBI's taxonomy places the organism in Eukaryota, Viridiplantae, Streptophyta, Magnoliopsida, Poales, Poaceae. Gene Ontology annotation, cellular component: membrane.